AUGGAUCUGAGUCUCCCAAUUCGAAUACCAAGCCGAAGGAAUGGUGAAAGUAGGGCCCACUUCACCAACUACACCCCUACUUCAUCCACCGAGGCUAUUGCUGGACCAAUUCGAGAACCUGCACCUCUAAAUGAUCGACUGAUUGUCGGCCUGGAUUUUGGAACUACGUAUUCAGGCGUAGCGGCUGUAUACACAUCAACUCCAGACGAUGUUGAGAUUAUCAAGACCUGGCCAGGUGGAAAUGGAAUCACGUCGGAUAAAGUUCCAACUGAAAUUGCAUACGACUUCCCCCCGAACGCCCCUGAUGGUGCUGAUCCUAACAUCAAGUGGGGGUUUCAAUUCAGACCUGAGGAAUCUCGCCUUCGAUGCAUCAAAUUAUUCCUCGACCGGUCACAGAAGCUGCCUUUCUAUGUGAGUCCACUGGAAACGGCUGCCCAACUGAAGAGAUUCAACAAAAAUGUCGUGGAUGCAGUGAGCGACUACUUGACGCAAGUCUACAAUCAUACCAUGGAGACACUUACCAGACGCUACGGCGAGUCUUUUAUGGCCUCAACGAAAGUAGAGUUUGUUCUUACUUGCCCAGCUGUUUGGUCUGAUGCUGCAAAGAAUACAACGUUGCAGGCUGCAGAAAGGGCUGGUAUGGGUGCGAAAUCUGAUAUCCAGAUGAUCAGUGAACCUGAAGCUGCUGCUGUAUAUACCCUGAAAGCUAUACAACCUAAUCAUCUCAGCGCUGGAGACAAUUUCGUUGUCUGCGAUGCUGGAGGGGGGACGGUCGAUUUGAUUGCAUAUAAAAUCAUCUCGCUGAAGCCACUGCGAGUUGAAGAGUCUGCAGUUGGGACUGGAGGCCUAUGUGGCAGUGCGUUCCUCAACUAUCGAUUCGAAGAGCAUGUAAAGGGGCGCAUUGGAAAGGAACGUUUUGAAGAGAUGAAGCUCAAGAAGGGCAAGUGUUGGCAAAUGGGUUUGCGGUAUUGGGAGGAAUUCGUCAAACGCAAUUUCAAUGAAGAGGAACAUGCUGAAGUCAACGUGCCAUUCCCAGGCUUGCCUGACGACGAGGAAGCAGGCCUGGAUUGUGGAUUUCUGGUCAUGACUGCAGCACAGAUCAAAGAAAUUUUCGAACCCGUCGUCAAGGAAGUCUGUGAUUUGGUACAAGGCCAAGUAGAUGGCAUCAGGAAAAAGGGUGGGAUCGUAUCAGGUAUAGUGCUAGUUGGAGGAUUUGGACAGAGCAACUACCUCUACACGCGAUUGAAGGCACACUUCAAUACUGCAGCCCCGCCUCCUUAUAGCGAGAGACCUACCCUUGCACAAGCGACCUCAUUGAUCGCGAAUGGUUCCGUCGAGGUCAUGCAACCUGUGAAUGCAUGGACAGCGGUUGUACGAGGUGCGGUCUUGAGGGGCCUGGAAGGGAGCAUGGUUAUAUCUCGUAAAGCGAGAAUGCACUACGGAACUUCAUAUGCUACUGUCUAUGAUGAGAAUAAACACCAAGUCAGUGAACGAUACUGGAGUCCAUUGUGGGAGCGGUGGAUGGUUAGCGACAGGAUGCAAUGGCACAUUACGAAAGGAGAAACUCUUAGCGCUGAUACACCCAUCAGCUUUCACUAUACACGGAAUUUCAGGCCUGGACAGUCCUUGAUUGUAUCCGAUGACCUCAUCGCCUCAGAUGCUGAUGGAGAGCCACCCUCCUCAUAUACUCGAGAUCUGAUAAAUGUGUGUACGCUCACGACAGAUCUUGGCGCAGUACCCAAGAGUUUAUUCACGAGGUUGACGACGACGCGGGGGGUGGAGUUCGAUAACUUAGACUUCACUCUCGAAAUGGUGGUAGAGAGUGCGGGAUUAGCGUUCGAGUUGAAGGUCGACGGCUUUAGGUAUGGGCGAGUGGAAGCAGAGUUUCACUAG
Molecule: messenger RNA, 1893 nt
Organism: Amorphotheca resinae ATCC 22711
Lineage: Eukaryota; Fungi; Ascomycota; Leotiomycetes; Helotiales; Amorphothecaceae
Exons: 4
Coding region: 1-1893 (630 amino acids)
Molecular function (GO): ATP-dependent protein folding chaperone; ATP binding
Source: RefSeq, a predicted model, not a curated record